This is a messenger RNA of Trypanosoma cruzi, 849 nucleotides long. RefSeq names its product DNA-directed RNA polymerase II, putative. The coding region runs from base 1 to 849 and encodes 282 amino acids. The record is from RefSeq and is a predicted model, not a curated record. Gene Ontology annotation, cellular component: RNA polymerase II, core complex; RNA polymerase III complex; RNA polymerase I complex. Gene Ontology annotation, molecular function: DNA-directed RNA polymerase activity; DNA binding. The transcript has a single exon. Gene Ontology annotation, biological process: DNA-templated transcription. NCBI's taxonomy places the organism in Eukaryota, Euglenozoa, Kinetoplastea, Trypanosomatida, Trypanosomatidae.
AUGAGUUCGAUUGAGGAGCUAAAAAUCGUACGGCUCUAUCGUGCCUACAACACUGCAAUUCAGAUGUGCAUGGAUCGUGGCUACACAGUGCGCCAUCCCUCUGCCGUCGCGCAGGCUGUUCGCGACCCUUCUGUGUACAGCUACGAACACGGACUGGACUAUGAUUGGUUCCUUCAACGUUUUGUGACUCAGCGGGCCGCGGCCUCCGGGGCUGAGAGGGCAGAGGAGGAUGAGGACGACAAGGUGAGGGUGCCGACAAAUCAAAACAAACUGUUGGAGGAAAACAAAAAACGUAUCCCGAUGCGUGGUGCCAUGCGGCUUGUUUGCAGUGCUGAGUUAGACGGUGCGACGGAUGAUGAGGAGGUUUCAUUGAGUAAACGAGGAGAAAAAAAGGGGAGUUUAAUGCUUGUUUUUUUCUCGGCGUCGCCGUCACUUAGCAUGAGUGAGCUGCAGGAGUGUCGCGAGAAGGCUCUGCUGAAAGAGGCCAAUUGCAUGGUGGUUGUAUCCGCCGGAAAAAUACCUCCGAUGGUUCGUCGUGGUGCACGCGAGCUGAGUGGAUUUCUCCGCGCUGGCACAGGCGAGGAAAUUAUGUCGAUUCAACUAUUAGAGGAGGAUGAACUCGCUUACAACAUUGCACGUCACGAAACAGUGCCCCAGCAUGAGGUGCUUUCCCCUGAAGAGGCGCAGUUGUUUCUUCAGCAGCGUCAGAUUUCUCUCUCCCAGUUACCUCGCAUCCUAAAAGAAGACCCUAUGGUGGCAUACUUGGGUCUUGCACGUGGAAGCAUUGUGAAGAUACAUCGCGACACAAAAGAAAGUGGUCCCUAUGAGAUGUAUCGACAGGUCAUUUAG